Messenger RNA from Mytilus trossulus (common blue mussel), 2613 nucleotides. RefSeq names its product guanine nucleotide-binding protein G(I)/G(S)/G(O) subunit gamma-12-like. The transcript has 3 exons. Gene Ontology annotation, molecular function: G-protein beta-subunit binding. Gene Ontology annotation, biological process: G protein-coupled receptor signaling pathway. Lineage: Eukaryota; Metazoa; Mollusca; Bivalvia; Mytilida; Mytilidae. The record is from RefSeq and is a predicted model, not a curated record. Gene Ontology annotation, cellular component: heterotrimeric G-protein complex. Bases 92 to 292 code for a protein of 66 amino acids.
CAUCUUGAAUCACGCGAAAUCACGUUUACUGCGAGAAGAGUUAAUUGAUUCAGAUUGAACGAUCGUUUGAAGAAGCUGCAAAACAAAAAUUAUGUCUAGUGCAGUUCAAAGAUUACAGAAACAGCUAACACAGCUGAGAGAAGAAGCUAAAGUUGAAAGAAUACCAGUCUCACAAGCAAUUGAAGUGAUGAAAAGUUACAUCACAGAGCAUUCCCAAGGAGAUGCUUUAGUAAUAGGCGUGAACCAGUCAGAUAACCCUUUUAGAGACCAGAAAUCCUGUGCCAUUUUAUAAUUUUAUACAGUUAAUAGUCUUGGGAACCGUCUUAUAUGGAAAGGUUUUCUGUUUUAUUUCCAAAAUGACAGUAGAAAGGGCACAGUGCAAAUUUUUUUUUUAGAUUUUUUUUAGUAUUUUAUUUUGUUAGAACGCAGCUACAUUUUUUCUCUGAAGUAAAAUGAUGUUUUUGAUUGAAAUCCUCUCCAUUAUUCAACUUGACACUCUACAACAGAAAUGUGGCCAGUAAGGCAGUAUGUCGCAUCUAGAACUAUCAUAUUCACAUGAGUUGAUCUCCAUCUUUUAUCUUGUGUCAGAACUGGGUACCAGAAUUAACAUAUAUAUGCAAAUUAUUGGUGUUGUUUAAAUUUGAUGUUUUCUUGUACAGUUGUGAUUUAUAACAAUUUGGCAAAAAGUAAUUUUUAUUAAAUAUCUAUGUUUGAAAAAAAAAUUUGAGGUACUUUGAUGAAAGAAAACAUUGAUGUUCUUGUUCAGAAAAUUUGCUACAAGAAAACUUUGAAUUACAAGGAUAUAAGAAAAGCGCAGAAACGAAGAAACGAUGAAUGAGAAGACAUUGUAAUGUAUUUACUACUGCUUACUGGGAAAGCAGGAGGUUGUUUCUUCAUGGAAAUUAGAUUUCUAAAAGGAACAAUCAUAAAAGGUGCUCAGCAGACACAUACAAAAUGAGAAAAAUGGAAGAACAGUAGCAAACAAUAUUCUUCUGGGACGCCUUUAGAGAAUUUUCAGUGAAAGCUAUUUCAGUAUACAAAAUAUUGUAGUUUUCCUCUUUCAUGUCUUUAAUUAGAGCCGUAAUUGUUUAAUGGAUUUUUCCUGUUAAAUCAAUUCUAAACAUGUAAUUAUAUAGUUUCUUCAAACCUAAUUAAAAUCUUUCUUUAUUUACAUACCAGACAGCAUUGUGGGAUAUUUUUUGUUCAAUAGACGAGAAUUUCUACAAUCUAUCAUAAUUACUUAAUUUACACUGCCAGAACUUAUUGUAUUGCCGUUAAAGAUGAAAAUUAGCAGUCAUUAAACUCAUUAUAUAUGUUAUACAGAUAAAUAAUUGCAAUAUGGUCAAUUAAUGGUGCAGAAUAUGUACUAAGAAUGUCAAGAACAUGUUUUAAAAAAUAUUAGCCCUUAGAACUGUUUGAAAUAUAAUUUGCAUUUAUUUAUUUAGCAUCAAAACAUUUAUGUUUUUUCAAUAAUUAGAUUAAUUUUAUGUAUGUUUUACAUUAAUAGUCAUGUACCGAUUUAUUUACAUAGAAACAGAAUACAAUUUCCUUUUAAAGUUUUACUUUUUUGUGGAUUUAUUUAUCAGGACAGGAAAUAAAUGUAACUAUCUAUGAUUAGAGGGAAGUUAAAUAUAAGUAGUAACUUUCAAGGAACAUAUAACAUUUAUACAUGUAUAUAAGUAUUCAUAAUAUUUGAGACACAUUUAUCAAACUUCAAAAAUUUUCUGUUAUUUUUUUUUAUCCACUUUGAAUUUUAUUGAGUAAUGAAAAUAAGAUUUGGGUCAACAUCAACUCAACAACAACCUAACAAGGCAAUAAAACAAUAACAUACUUAUUUCAAAGAUACAUUGAGUCUUGUAAUUAACACAUUAUUUUUAAUUGAAUAACAAAUUUGCACAUGUUCUAAAUUAUUUUUUAAUUCAAAUAACAUAAAUCAUAUAAAAACCAUUAUAGUAAUUCAUGUGCCUUUUUUCGUACAUUUUGUGCUUUUGUUGCAUGGAAUAGCUUUUUAUUAUAUAUAGGUUAAUCACAUAUGUACAGACUUAUUUAUUUUUAAAAUGAUGUUGAUUAUUUUAACAUUCAUUUUCAUAAUAUAAUGUAUUAUACACUCCAGCAACUUUUGUUUGCAAAUUUUACUCAAAUCCUUGUCAAUAUUUGCUAACUGUGCACUGACUAAUAUUGAAAGCUAACAGUUUUUCGGAAAGUAUACAUGUAUAGUCUGAUAAAAAAGAAUUGUUUACAUUUUCCUAACAAAAAAUAAAAUCUGUUUUAAUUAAAAAUUAUUAAACUUUGUGAUGGACUAUUUUCAUUAAGUAUGAUUUAAAAAUGUAAACUCUCUAGAUUAUGAAAUUGUUUUAAAUUACCUGAUGGUAUUCAACGCCAAAGAUUAUAAUGCUACUUUCAUUCAAAAUUUUCUUCAAAUUUUAAACAAUGAAAACUUGCAGUUCCAUUGUUGACAUGCAGCACAAUCGAACACACACUAUCAGUAUGUAGGCAGGGUAGAUAACUGAUGUUUGUAUAAUAUAUAGAAUCUCAACUUCUAUUUAUGUUUGUAUGUAUAGAUAUCUGAAAUGCUUUUUGUAAAUCUUUCAUAAUAAAGUAUUGAUGUUAAUA